Molecule: messenger RNA, 1032 nt
Organism: Vigna umbellata (rice bean)
Lineage: Eukaryota; Viridiplantae; Streptophyta; Magnoliopsida; Fabales; Fabaceae
Source: RefSeq, a predicted model, not a curated record
UCAUUGCAUUUGGUGAUAUGGGCAAAACUCCUCUCGAUGCUUCCAAAGAACACUACAUUCAGCCCGGAGCUCUUUCAGUGAUUAAAGCUAUAGCCGAAGAUGUAAAUUCCAAAAAGGUAAAUUCAGUGUUUCACAUCGGAGACAUAAGCUAUGCGACAGGUUUUCUAGCAGAAUGGGAUUUCUUCCUUCACCUUAUCAACCCAGUAGCUUCCAGGCUUUCUUAUAUGACAGCAAUAGGGAAUCAUGAGAGGGAUUACGUAGAUUCUGGUUCAGUAUAUAUUACUCCUGACUCUGGUGGGGAAUGUGGAGUACCGUAUGAAACAUAUUUCCCAAUGCCAACUUCAGCAAAAGAUAAGCCUUGGUACUCUAUAGAACAAGGAAGUGUUCAUUUCACAGUAAUAUCAACUGAGCAUGAUUGGUCAGAAAAUUCUGAGCAGUAUGCGUGGAUGCAAAAGGACAUGGCAUCGGUUAAUCGACAGAAAACUCCUUGGCUAAUCUUCAUGGGACAUAGACCGAUGUACACUUCUCACCAGGGAUUGUUAUCCUCUGAAAACAAAUUUAAUGAAGCUGUGGAACCAUUGCUAUUUCAAAAUAAGGUUGACUUGGCUCUUUUCGGCCAUGUACAUAAUUAUGAGAGAACUUGUUCCGUGUUUCAACAAAAAUGUAAAGCCAUGCCUACAAAAGAUAAAAAUGGAAUGGAUACAUAUGAUGGCCGAAAUUACAGUGCUCCAGUGCAAGUUGUCAUUGGCAUGGCUGGCUUCACCUUGGACAACUUUUCAAGCAAUGUUGAGAGCUGGAGCCUGAAAAGGAUUUCCGAAUUUGGUUAUCUAAGAGCACAUGCUACAAGAAAGGACUUAAGCCUAGAGUUUGUCGUCUCAAAUACAAAAGAAGUUAUGGACAGUUUCCACAUUACAAAGUGAUAGCUCAUUCAAGAAACAGAGCAUACGUAAGUGAAGGCUAUAUUAUAGAUAGAGACCAUACAGAUAGAAACAACAUCAUAUGUUUGUGAAAGACAAAGAAGAUAUGGACGUA